UAUUCGCUCCAUUAACUCCUCCCACCGGCCAUUGGCUUCGGCCGAGGCUGAUGAACCAUUUCCAUUCGUGAUUGACGAUGGGCACCCUCCAGUUCCCAUCGGUAAUCAUCCUCGCGCUCCUCUUCUCCUCGGCUUUGGCGCUUACCGCUGAUGAGGCGGCGACCAUCGCCCGCCGCCAGCUGCUCGCCCUUGAGAGGAAGGGUGACCACGUUCACAUCGACAUAGACAUCAACAUCAAGAUCAGCAACCCUCGCCUCCGCACGGCACACACGGCCUUGACGGCGCUCAAGCAUGCGCUCUACUCGGACCCCAAGAACUUCACAGGGAAUUGGGUUGGGCCUGACGUCUGCACCUAUAAUGGUGUCCUCUGUGUCCCGGCGCCGGACGAUCCGUCUAAGAGCGUUGUGGCAUUGGUGGACAUGAACGGUGCGGACGUCGCGGGGCACCUGCCCAAGGAGAUUGGGCUCAUGACCGAUCUCGCUGUGCUCCACCUCAACUCCAAUCGCUUUUGCGGCAUCAUCCCAGAGGAGGUCAAGAACAUGACGCAACUCUACGAGUUCGACGCUAGCAACAACCGUUUUGUCGGUCCAUUCCCUGACGUGGUGAUGCGCAUCCCGAAGCUCAGCUACCUCGACAUCCGGUUCAACGACUUUGAUGGGCCCAUUCCACCAGAGCUCUUCCUAAAACCUUACGAUGCCAUCUUCCUCAAUAACAAUCGAUUCACCUCCGGCAUCCCGGACACUAUCGGCAAGUCCAAGGCUUCUGUGAUCGUGCUCGCUAACAACGAACUGGGCGGGUGCAUUCCCCGGACCAUUGGUGAGGCCGCCGCCACACUCGACCAGUUCAUCUUCAUCAACAAUAGCCUCACCGGUUGCCUGCCGGUGGAGGCAGGGCUUCUCGGCACCACCACAGUUUUCGAUGUCAGCGGCAAUGCGCUCACAGGGUCGAUCCCGAGGACAUUGUCCGGCCUGUCCAAGGUCGAGCAGCUUGAUUUGUCACAUAACAAGUUUACUGGGGAGGUGUCCAAAGAUGUGUGUGAGUUGCCGGCUUUGGCAAACUUGUCUGUUUCUUACAACUUCUUCACAAAGGAAGACACCCAGUGCAGCAUUGGCAUGGACACGACAUUCGAGGACGAAGCAAACUGCAUGGGACAAACAAGACCAUCACAGAAAAGUGGAGAUGAGUGUGCUCCCAUUUUGAGCAAUCCGGUUGACUGCACUAUGGUAGAACGUUGCGGAUGGCCGGGCGGAGGCAAAAGUUCACCACCAGUGGCAGUGACACCAGUGCACUCAGCGCCACCACAAGUUUUUUCUCUGCCCCCACCGAAAGCAUCCUCACAGCCGCCGCCAGUUCUUUCUCCACCACCGUCGAAAGCAUCCCCACCACCGCCUCAUGUUUCCUCUCCGCCCCCACCAAAAGCAUCCCCACCGCCACCUCCCGUUUUCUCUCCGCCCCCACCAAAAGCAUCCCCACCACCACCACCCGUUUUCUCUCCACCCCCGCCAAAAGCAUCCCCACCGCCACCUCCAGUUUUCUCUCCGCCCCCGCCAAAAGCAUUCCCACCACCACCUCCAGUUUUCUCUCCACCCCCGCCGAAAGCAUCCCCACCACCGCCUCCAGUUUUCUCUCCGCCCCCGCCGAAAGCAUCCCCACCGCCACCUCCAAUUUUCUCUCCGCCCCCGCCGAAAGCUUCCCCACCGCCGCCUCCAGUUUUCUCUCCGCCCCCUCCAAAAGCUUCCCCACCGCCGCCUCCAGUUUUCUCUCCGCCCCCUCCAAAAGCUUCCCCACCACCGCCUCCAGUUUUCUCUCCGCCCCCUCCAAAAGCUUCCCCACCACCACCUCCAGUUUUCUCUCCGCCACCACCGAAAGCGUCUCCGCCUCCACCGCAAUCACCACCACCGCCAAUACUAUAUCCCCCGCCUCCGAUAGAAUCUCUGCCACCACUCAUCCUUCCACCAAUAAUGGGUGUAAAAUACCAAUCACCACCACCACCGCAAUUCGCUGGCUAUUGAUCUGUUUAGAGCAUACAUGUGUGUAUAGUAGUUAACAUUUGUUGUUUCAAUAUUGACAUAGGAAAAAUUGAGUGUUAU
This is a messenger RNA of Hordeum vulgare subsp. vulgare (domesticated barley), 2090 nucleotides long. Its product is annotated as pollen-specific leucine-rich repeat extensin-like protein 1. Bases 78 to 2012 code for a protein of 644 amino acids. NCBI's taxonomy places the organism in Eukaryota, Viridiplantae, Streptophyta, Magnoliopsida, Poales, Poaceae. The record is from RefSeq and is a predicted model, not a curated record. Gene Ontology annotation, molecular function: protein binding. The transcript has a single exon.